CUGGGCCUCAAUUGCUUUCAAUGCUUCAACAAAAGAAGGUGGGAUGAGGUUGCGAACAAGGGUCUAAGCUCCACUUUAUGACAUUGAGUAGAGUUUGGUAUACAACCCUAACCCUGGUUCCGCUCGUACUUGGAAACCAUCUCGCGAUUCAAACAUGGCGAUUGCUUUGUGAAGCUGCCAAUUCAAGAUCCUUUGGUGGGACUGGCGCCGAGAUAAAUGAUGAGAUCCAGCUCAGUGGUAACCCGAGGCCAAGCUAGUGACUGCCGAUGCGGCGCGACUGGUGCGUUUCACAUCAUCACCCGUCCGCAGCUUUCCUUGGUUCUCAUUUCCUGAUCCUCGCGUUAUAAGCCCGCCAACUCUCAUGCGCAGUGCCUCCGGUUACUAGAUCUCACAACCCCAUCGUCACAUCAAAUUCAUACUAAGCCUCUGUAAUGACCUAGUUUUGACUUCGCACUCGGAAACUGCAACAGACGGCCAUUUACGACUCCUAAACCACCUAUCCAGCUCGCACAACUCACCAACAUGUCUUUCCUAACCACAACCACCAACCUAUCCCACUCCUCCACCCUCCCAGAAGGAACCACCCACUCCCUCGCCCUCUCCAUGCUCUCAGACUACGAAUUCUUCCUCUCCUGCGACCCCGUCCUCGAUUCCUUCAAACCCCUCCCACCAAAUCCCUCUCCUGACCUUCCCUCAAGUAUCACGUCCCAAAUCCGAACUGAUACCCACCAACAACGGGGUAUCUCCUACACCGUCAUCGACAUUGUACACACCACAAUCUGGGACUCCAAAGUCGUCAGCACGUACGAGUUCACCGACAUUACCAAUGGGGUCUUUGUUCGAAUCAAGUCACCGAUGGGGAUAAUCAUGGAUACAGUAUGGCAAGUUAGGGAGAAGCAAGAUAAGAAAGGGGAGUGGGAGCUGGUGGAGGACUUGGAGAUAAGGUGUAACCGGCUGUUGGUGGGUGUGGUGAAGGGGCAAUGUGAGGAGGGGUGGGGGAAGAUUCAUGGGAAGAUGAUUAAGAGGUUGGAAGAGGAUAUCAACAAGGCAGAUGGGAAGUGA
This is a messenger RNA of Podospora pseudocomata, 1062 nucleotides long. RefSeq lists its product as uncharacterized. Lineage: Eukaryota; Fungi; Ascomycota; Sordariomycetes; Sordariales; Podosporaceae. The record is from RefSeq and is a predicted model, not a curated record. The transcript is spliced from 2 exons. Bases 523 to 1062 code for a protein of 179 amino acids.